CGGCGCGGCGGGGGCGGGCGGCACGGCGGGAGCAGUUCCCGGGCCCGCCCGGGAUGGCGGCGCUGCGCGAGGAGACCGUGAACGGCUGGGUCCUGCAAUUCUACUUCCACCGCGCCAUGGAGGCCUAUCGCUCCGGGCGCCACCGCGAAUUCCGCCAGCUCCGCGAUAUCAUGCAGGCGCUGCUCGUGCGACCCCUGGACAAGGAGCCGGCGGUGGCCCAGAUGCUGCGGAUAAUGCAGCUGCUGUCGCGGAUCGAGGAGGGCGAGAACCUCGGGAAACACCGUCAGCCCUCCCCAACCCCCUGGAUGACAAUUCUUGUAGAUUGCACCUUCGACAAGGAGUCAGAGCUGACCCCGCUUGAGUCGGCCCUCGCUGUCCUAGAGCUCGUCCACAAGGAAUUCUCCAUGCCGGAGAAGACGAUGGAGACUGUGCAGAAAAUGGUUAAGGAAGCUGCUGUUAUUGUCUGCAUCAAAAACAAAGAGUUUGAUAAAGCUUCCAAAAUUGUCAAGAGGCACAUGGGGAAGGAUCCCAAGAACCAGAAAAAGAGGAACGAGUGGCUGGCUGUCAUCCGGGAGAAGAAUCUCUCUCAUCCAAAGGUCAAAAACUUCUCCUACAAGGACUUCCAGCAGAGCAUGUUUGAGUUCCUGAAGAUCUAUGUGGACGACUCGGAGCCGCUGCUGCUGACAGUAAUGAAAAAGACUUUGAAUUUGGAACACACCAAUGAACCAAAAUCCUUGUCGGUGACUCCCAGGUCUGCAGAUGGGCCAAAGGACCAGACAGCAACUCCAGAGGCCUCGGGAAGGGCAGAGGGUCCCACUGGAGCCCCAGAGUCUGCAGGAGCAGCAGAAGAGCCAGAGGGAGCUGCCAGCCCUGCAGAAAGGGCAGCACAUCCCUCAGUGGCUCCAGAGGCCAUGGAAGGAGGCAGUGACCCUGCAGCAGCUCCAGAACCUAUGGAAGUAGCCACUGACCCAGCAGCAACUCCUGAUCAUUUAACAGCAGAGCCUGAUGUCCUGAAGGAUACUCCAGAGCCUGUGAAUAUAGCUAAAGAACCAGCGGCAGUAACUGCAGAACUCCCAGGAGUGUCCACCAGGGACGCAGAAAGGCAGCCCCCCGGAGCUGUAACCUCGUGUGGGAUUUCUGUUCUGAGAGAAGCUUUCAAGAUCCUGUCGGACUCCCAGGACUCUGAUGCACUCUUCACCAAACUGGACGAAACAGACUUUACCUUCCCCAAGCAACUGUCUCCUUCUGUAUCCCACAGAACCAAGAGACGGCAAGAAGUGGAGAAUCAAGAUUCUGAGAUCUCAGACCCUCCUGAAAUACCCCAUAAGGGCAAACGCUUGUUCACCAUAAGCAAACUGGUAAUGGAGACAGACAACCAGUCCAGCAAGUCGAGUGAGAGCCCCGACUCUUCCCAGGAGCCCGUGGUCUCUUCUGCCUCCAGACCCAGACCUGUUCAGAAAUUGCAUGACCAGCCAGUGACUACUGAGAGUGCCAAGUCCUUCCAGGGAAGGUGGAACAGCUCCCGUGGUGUGGAAGAAAAGGAUAGUUGGAGUGAGGAGGAUGAGCUCUUCUUAGAUGCAGCAUCAGUUGGGACAAACAACACCACAGUAUUCAGCUCCAAGAAACAGAAAUGGACGAUCCAGGAGAGCGAGUGGAUCAAGCAAGGUGUGAAGAAGUUUGGAGAGGGGAGAUGGAAGGCCAUUUGCCAGAAGUACCCGUUCCAGAACCGCACAGCAGUGAUGAUCAAGGACCGCUGGCGGACCAUGAAGAAACAGGGAAUCCUCUGAAGCUGGGAGCCCUGGGACAUUCCAUGCAAAAACCUCGUUUUGUUUUUUGGAAGCUGGACCAGAGUGCCAGUACAGGGAGGCUGUCUCAGUAUGGGGAACUCCUCUGGCACCCCAAAACCAGGACUGCCAGGAACCCAGGAGCCUUGUUCUCCAGCUGGAGCUGCAAAGAUCAGUCUGCUGCAGGUGGUAGAGGCUGUGCAGCCUCUCUGCAUGUGCCUGGAUGGAGAUUUCCUUGUUCUCCUGAGCACUGCAGCCUCUGUGGGAUGAGUCCCAGCUGGAUUGCUCUGCUCAGGUACUGUCAAUCAGCAGGAUUAUCCCUGUCUGAUCUCUGAAUCACUUUUUCACCCAUUUGCCAUCACUCCCUCGUAGGAGAGAGGCAGCACUGAGUCGCAGAGCUCCUGGGGGGAACAGGCAUUUCUUUCUGCUUUGUAAAUGACUAAUUGUGAGGGGAAAAUCCUCCCUCCCAGCUCUGAGACUUUAGAACAUUAUUUUGUGUUUCAGUACUUAGAAAUGUUGGUCGUUUCCAUGUUAAAAGUUCCACUUCUGGCUGACUUUGGCCAUGUCUUCCUGGCACUUUUCCCAGUAAUGUCCUUCAAUCCCUGUGAGCACGUGAGCUCCGAGGGCGCUGCGUGUUCCUGCCUUCAGCUGCCAAAGCUGGAAUCCAUGUCCAAACAGUUACUUGUAAAAUAAAGUCCCUUUCUUCUGGAUACCAAGAGUUUUAAAAAAUA
Lepidothrix coronata (blue-crowned manakin) is the source of this 2515-nucleotide messenger RNA. RefSeq names its product telomeric repeat binding factor 2 (gene TERF2). The transcript is spliced from 10 exons. The coding region runs from base 54 to 1787 and encodes 577 amino acids. Gene Ontology annotation, biological process: protein localization to chromosome, telomeric region; negative regulation of telomere maintenance via recombination; protection from non-homologous end joining at telomere. Gene Ontology annotation, molecular function: telomerase activity; protein homodimerization activity; double-stranded telomeric DNA binding. NCBI's taxonomy places the organism in Eukaryota, Metazoa, Chordata, Aves, Passeriformes, Pipridae. Gene Ontology annotation, cellular component: shelterin complex; chromosome, telomeric region; nucleus. The record is from RefSeq and is a predicted model, not a curated record.